Messenger RNA from Closterium sp. NIES-67, 3871 nucleotides. Lineage: Eukaryota; Viridiplantae; Streptophyta; Zygnematophyceae; Desmidiales; Closteriaceae. The record is from the annotation of a GenBank genome assembly.
GCCUCUAUUCGCUCCGCGUAGAGCUCACGGACCUGCUGCUGCUGCCGCCGAUCACGGAGGCAGUGAGGACCAGCGCUCUUGGCCGUCGCCUCGCCGCUGCCCUUCAAUCGCGCCCCGAUCCCGCCGCGCUGCCCCGCAGUCCUUGUGGCCCGCACACGCCGGGCGAGCACGUCCCGAGUUCACCCACGUAGCCAGUAGCUCCAUCUUUGCGACGGCUAGUAAGACCGUGGCAGGUAAACCGCACCGCGCACGCGGUUUAGAGUGCAUCGCGUUGUGCUCGCUGGCAGCGGCACUUGAGCGCGCACGAGGGGGAGUGGGCGCGGCAGCACUGCGCCGCACCCCCGCCAUGUACCGCCGCGCCUAUCACGCCACCCGGACGGAUCGCUGCGCGCCGCCUGCGGGUUUGUCGCCGUGCGCGGGAGACGCGGAGCAGCAGCUCGUGCGCGGGCCGUCGGGCGGAGCAGGUGGAUGCGGAGGGCGGGCGAGCGGGGCGGCGGCAAAGGAGCCGGCGUUGCCUCGCUGCACCUCUGCCGUCGGAUCCGGCGUCGCGCUGUGUGCGCCCGCCCCAGCGGCGGAGCUCUCCUUGGACGACUCGGAUCUCGCCAGCGUCGUCAGCGAGAGCUGGACCAAAUGCGCCGCGUCGCGCCGCGUCGCCUCCGCUGAGCCCUCCGCAUUUCCCGCUGCCGGCCGCUUUCCCGACCAAGGCUUGCCCCGUUCUGCAGCGAACGCGUCGUCCACUCCUCACUCCAGCGCGCCCGUGCCGCCUGCCACUGCGGCGGCGGGCGCGCCCGGGUCGUUAUCGACCGGCAGCCUGUGCGGCCGCUUCGCCGCGUGGGGGUGUGCCGACCCGCUCGUCGCGUUCGAGCACGGCGCGCUGCUGCGGGGAGACACCGGAAUGUCGCACGCUGCAGCGCAGUUUCCGCGCGCCCAUCCAUCCGCGCAGGCAUCGGCGGGGCGGGGGCUGUUGCUUGGAAGCAGCGCGAGCAGCAUUAGCACGAGCUGCCGCCACUCGGCGCUGCACCCGCCGCCGUUCUCGCCGUCCGCCCCGGCGGGGAUCGCCACGGACUGCGCGGAGCGCACGGCGGACAGCGCGGGUGCGCGCUGGGGGCAAGGGGACACGCGGGACGGCUGCGGCGGUGGCGUUGUGGCGGGCGGCGGAAGUAGUAGCGGCGGGCGGAAACGUUCGGCUGGCGGCUCGUCGAGCGCCGCUGUCGUCGUUGGCACCACACGCCACGGCAGCCACCAUCCCGCCUCCGCCGUACUCGCGGGGAUGCCGGUAGCGGUGGGCGCGGAGGAAGCGAUAGGGGAGGCGAUGGGGGAAGGCAUGGCCGAGGCGAUGGGGUGCUGGGGGGAAGGGGUGGGCGAGGCGGGCGGCGAGGGCAUGUGGGAGGGGCUGGAGGUGUCGGAGUACCUGAGCCUGCCCGACGACCUCGCGUGGUGCGCGUGGCCCGCCUGCGACCAGGUCGCCGUGCCCCGCGCCGGCAACCCCGCCGCCAUGCCCGCGGGGUUGAGCAGCGCCGCUGGACGGGCUGACGAGGACAGCGAGCUCCAAUCGAUCAGCUUCUGCCGCGCGCACCACGCGCUGACUUCAGAUGCGCGCGUGCGAGGCGGGUGUCUGAUGUCGCUGCUGGCGCGCAUGGACGCGGACGGGGUGCACGCCCACCAACCGCCCGCCCCCGACCAUCUUUCCGCUCCCCUUUCCGCGCAUUCUCCCGCGCCCCUUGUCGCCCCCAUCGCCCCUGCCGCGUCGUCGCCGCACCAGUGGCUGCAGCAGCUUCCGCCGCCCGCCGCCCAGGCGGACGCCGCUGGCGCAGACGAUGCGGCGGCGCUGCAGCGUCGAGCGGACGCAGUGGCGGGAUUGGGUGCGGCAACGGCGCCUGUCGCGGGGGGCGGGGCGCGCGGAGGCGGGGCAGCGGAUGGCGCGUGGAAUGGCGAGGGGGUGGUGACUGAGUGCUUCCUCUCGGCGCCGCUGCCAGACACGUGGUUCCGCGGCCUGGAGGCGUGGGAGGACGAACCGCGCGCGCAGGAGGGCGCACCCAGGCCGCACGCAGCAGCGCGUGAGGGGGAGAGGGGGGCAGAGCGUGCACUGCGUGUUGCUGCAGCGUGCUCUGCUGGCUGCCCGGUGACCUCGCCUCUCGCUGCUGCUCCUUCUCCCGCUCCUGCUGCCCAACAUGCUCUUGCUGCCGGCCCAAGCAGCGGUGCUGUCUGCGGCGUGGCGGGAUGGGAGGGGCGCCAGCGGAGCAGCAGAGCGGCGGCAGCAGCAGCGGAUGGUGCGGGCGUGGCAAGCAAUGCGGCGGCGGCUGCCCCACGGCCAGCGGUUGCUGAGGCCUCUGUGGGGGGGAACGUGGAACGGGGGGGCAGUGGGGCAGUGGCGGGGGGCAUGGGCAUGGAUCCAGGUGCAGCAGCAGCACGUGCACUUGGCAACGCAGGCGGCGGCACGUUCAUGGCGUAUCACUUGUGGCCUCGACCCGCCGCUGCUCUCGUGCCACCCAUGCUCUUCGUGCACCCGCCCUUCCCCUCGCCUCCCCAUCUGCUGUACGCAGCAGGUGCAGCAUCAGCUGUGAUGCCUGGCCACGUGCCAGUGGGCGUGCACCCUCACGCACACAGUGCCAGCGCCAUGGCGCUUGCACGUGGGCCUGGCAGCCCCAGGUUGUUCUCCGCGCUCCCUGCUGCACUUGCCGCUCCACCCUCUGCACCCACCAGCACCGCCCCUGCUGCCGUUGCGCCGUCCACAACUGCAGGUCACGUGUCCCCAUUACCCGCAGUCCCUGCCCGUGCAGCAACCAUGCUCACACUCCACCCCGCUGCUCCGCGCUUCCCACCCCCUGCGGCCCUGUACCCUGCGCCACCCUCGCUGCACGCCCCGUGUGCGGCGCGCUCUGCGGCCGCCAUGAUGAUGGCAGCCGCCACCGCCACGGCCAUGGCGAGCCGGCGAUGCCUGCUGGGGCUGGCGGGCGAGCCCGCGCUUAAGAGGAAGCGCGGCCGCCAGAAGAAGGCGCCGCCGCACAACGGGCCGUGCGGCGCCACCACAAACCUGAGACGCAUCGCGCCCAGGGGAGGGGGGGACGAGCAGGGCAACGAGGUGGGGGCAGGGGCGCAGGUGGGUGAGGCAAGAGGGGGCGCAGUGGGCAGCAGGGGCAAAGGUGCUGCUGUUAGCAAUGCAGGCAGAAGUGGGUCAGGCGGAGCCGGGGGGGAGGCUGGGCAAGGAAGAGUGGCACGUGGGUUGAGGGCGGCGGGCGUGGGCGCUGUGGGCCCCGUGUUCAUGCCUCGGGCCUAUGUGCCGUACCCUCUCACCUUCCACUCCAUGCCACACGUGAUGCACGCAGGGGCUAUGUCCUCACCUUUCACUCACCUUGCCAUACCUUCUGCAACUGCUGCGGUCAGUGACGGCGCCAGUGAUGGUGCUGCUGCCACAGUGGCUCCGGUUGUCGUUACUGCUGCUGCAUCGCCUUCUGCUUCGCUUGCUUCCCCAACUGCUGCUGCUGCUCACGACUGUGCUGGCAGUGACACAGCAUUUGCAGCAGCAGACAGCACUGUUGGGGCUGGUUCAGCAUGUAUUGCUGCUGCACCCAACUGUGCUCCAUGCCCUGCACCCUCAUCUCUUGAACCCCCUUCGUUUGCGCCUCCAUAUAACUUUCCUGCCACAGCCACUGUAGCAGCAGCCGUUGCAGAGGGGGUUGAAGGUAGAGUACAUGGGGCAAGGCUGGUAUCGAGGAUUCUGGAAGAGAUGGGGGGAGUGGAUGCAGAGGACUGCGCUGGUGGCAGGCAUCAGUGGAAACUUGCAGAGUUGGAACGAUGAUAUAGUUAUCAAACCUAGAAUUGAAUAAUGUGAGAGAGAGAGUACACAAACAUAUACCUAAAUGUUGUACUC